Molecule: messenger RNA, 789 nt
Organism: Magnolia sinica
Lineage: Eukaryota; Viridiplantae; Streptophyta; Magnoliopsida; Magnoliales; Magnoliaceae
Product: MYB-like transcription factor EOBII
Exons: 3
Coding region: 35-613 (192 amino acids)
Biological process (GO): regulation of DNA-templated transcription
Cellular component (GO): nucleus
Molecular function (GO): sequence-specific DNA binding; DNA-binding transcription factor activity
Source: RefSeq, a predicted model, not a curated record
CUCUCUCUCUCUCUCUCUCUCUCUCUCUCUCUCCAUGGAUAAGUCCUGCAACAGCCAAGAAGUAGAGGUGAGGAAAGGGCCAUGGACUAUGGAGGAAGACCUCAUCCUGAUAAACUACAUCGUUAAUCAUGGGGAAGGUGUAUGGAACUCGCUGGCCCGAUCAGCAGGCUUGAAGCGCACUGGGAAGAGCUGCCGGCUCCGAUGGCUCAACUACCUGAGGCCCGAUGUAAGGCGGGGAAACAUCACACAUGAGGAACAGAUCUUGAUCAUGGAACUCCAUUCUAGGUGGGGUAACAGGUGGUCAAAAAUCGCAAGGCAUCUACCAGGCAGGACCGACAACGAGAUCAAGAAUUAUUGGAGAACAAGGAUUCAGAAGCAUAUCAAGCAGGCGGAGCCUUUCGCAAACCAAAAUUUCACACCUGCACAGACCGCAAGCACGAGUUACAGUUGCAGUACCGAUCAAGACGGAUCAGGACCAUGUUCCCCACCAAUGAACUUCACCAGCAAUCCCGAGCCAUUUACGACUCCUUUGUCGUUGGAAUCAAAUGAUAAUUAUGAUAGCUUUUGGAGCAUGGAGGAUCUCUGGUCGACACAGUUCUUUAAUAGUGAUUAGGAAUUUAAGUUCUUUUUAAUCGAACUACGCUUUACGUAUGAUAUCAUGUAUGUAAUGUCUUUUUUUAGCAUUUUCUAAAAUGCUAUUUAGACUACGGUCAAUGCCUGUGGUGGAACAAAGGAAAGUUAAUUAAGGUGUGUUUAUACAAUAAAUGAGAGGGUAUUUUAUUUGUUUUA